UGAAUAUGUUUGCAAACAUAGAUGAAGUCUUAUUUUUAGAAGAGAGUUGUAAAUUUACAAUAAAUCCAGCAAAGUACUUUAAAAUUUUUAUUAUAGCGCUGAUAAAUUGAUAUUUUUACGAGAAACUUAUAAAUAAUAUUUUGAAGGAAAAUCCAAUGUUUUGAUAUCAGAAAAUCAGGAUAUUUUAGAAGCAUGUAUUUUAGAAAGACUAAAAUAACCGUAAAAAUAAAAUAUUUAUAUAGUGAAACUAAUCCAUUCGUUCUUUUGGUUUAAACAAAAUAAAAUAUUGAAUAUUUAAAAGGAAAACCUUGGUAUGAUACUCCAGAAAUUGCAAAUCUUAUUGAAUCAUUUAGAAUCAUGGUUUAAAAUUACUUAAUGACUAUUCUACAAUAUCCUGAUUAAUUUUCACCUCAAAGAUGUAUUUCUGAUAGAGAAAAAGAAGAAAAUUAAGGUAAUUAUUAUAUAAAUAUGAAAGAAAUAUUAAAAUUGAUUGCUAGACUUUUUGAUAUCUUUGAUUCAAUAGGAUUUGAUUCAGAAAUACUCACUUAAUUUAUCUAAAAUUUAGAAGAAAAUUUUAAUGAAAAUCAACUUCAUUCUUAAAUAAUUUAAUAUUCUAGAAAAUGCAUAUAAAAGGUUUCAAUGAAACAAUUAUAUUUAGUUACAUAUAUAUAAUGAUCAAGUGAACUACUAUAUUGCAAUAUUCCAACAUUAUUUAAAUGAUCUAAAAACUAGAGAGUUGAUUAUAUCUGAUAUAAUUGCUAGAUGGUAUGUAAGUUUCAAAUAAAUUUAGGAAUGUCAAAACAGAUAGAGGUGAUAUUUUGGAAAAAGAAUUUGUUUUAGGUCCUUUAUUUACAAUCUCAUUAUUAUAAGAAAAUCAAUAUGUGAGAUAGAGAGCUCAUUAAAGUUUAAGCGGAAGAAUGACAAAGAGAUAGUUUGAAAUUCUUCUAAAAUAAUAUUAAUAAACUAGUCAUAAUCACGUUGAAAAUUUAGUAAUUCUAACAAAAUUAUGUCUCUCAAAGUCUACGUUUCAAUAAACUAUUUAAUUUUUAAAAGCUGUAUGUUUUUGUAACAAACUCAAAACAAAAGAAGCCUAUUCACAUAAUAGAUAAUUAAAAAUGAUUUAAAAUGUUUCAUCUGAUGGAUUUAUACUCAAUUUAUAUGAUAUUUUGCUUAAUCUAUCAAAUAAAAUAUCAUCAAGAGCAGAUGAUACAUACACUAAAAUAGAUAAAAAUUUUUGGUUUACUCUUCCAUUUGAGAAUGAUCAAAUGCUUUUAUGUAUUUGAUUUUAUUUAUUAUUAGUCUCAUCUAAACCUUUAAUUGGAUAAAAUUUAUAAAUUGGUAAUGUAAGUUAUUUGUUUUUCUAUACCCUAAAAUUUGUUCAAAUAGGAAUAAUGCCUGUUUUAACAAGAAUGAAAGAUUUGUUUAAAGCUAUAAAAGAAAAAAAAGAUUUGAUUCAAAUACUAAAUGAUCAUCCAUAGAAAUCAUUUAUUUAAGCAUAAAUAGAUGCCUAAGAUGAAGAAGCUCAUCAAUUAGAAGUAGUGAUCUUUAAUCUUGGAAGGAUAAAAGAUACAAUUUAAUUAUUUGAUACAUUCAUCUUAUUAUUCAAAACUUGGUUAAAUGUUGAUAAUUGGAAUAAUAAUUAAACUUAAUGGCAAGAAUAGGAAAUUCUGAAAUAUAUUCCAGAAUUUAUAAUAAAUGAUAUAAUUGAUUAUGUUGAUUUUUACAUGUAAAAUUUGGAACAUUUCACAGAAAAUUAUUUUAAUCAUAAAAAUGUAUUUCAUGUAAUUAGAAUUAGUUCACUUCAUUUGUAGAGCUUGCCAUAUACUUUAUUCAUUUACCUAUUGCCACUAAUAAGUACUUACCAGGCAAAUUUAUAGAGGCUAUAUAUUAUUUUACUAAAGUUACUAAAAACUAAUGUUAUAUAUAUGAAACCUUUGUUAAUAAUGAUUUAGUGAGAGAAAAUUUACUUUAAGGACUUAUAAAUCAAUAUUUAGCAGUUGGUGAAACAGGGGCAAACAAUCAAUUUUAUGCAAAGUUUCAAUAUAGAUUUUACAUUAACGAUCUUCUAUUUUAAUUAAUGUCGAUAAAUGUUUAUUAACGCUAAUUUAUAACACAUAUGGAUAGUAACUCAGGCCAUAGGUUAAUUAAGCAUAUGAUAAGUGAUAUGAAUUAUGGUUUUGAAGAGAUUUGGACAAAUUAUUUAGAAACCUUUAUAAAAAAGUAAUAAGAAUAAGAAAUUCCAAAUAAUAAUUUUGAAUAGAGAUACAAUAAAUAACGAGAACUUGAUAUGAUUAAAGGAUAAAUUUAAUCUAAUUUAUAAAACAUGAAAUCUAAUUUGAAAUUGUUAGUUGAAUUUAGCUAUCAUAUACCAAAAAUACUAAUGAAAGAGAGUAAUAUAUUUAAAAUUAUUAUUAGUAUUUUAAGAAAUGAUUUUGAAGAUGUUAAAUUAUUACCUUGAUAAUUUCUUGAGUGAAAAAAGUAAAGAAAAAUUAGACAUUUUAAAAUAAAUAGCUUAAAAGGAAUUUAAAUUGGCAAAUUUUCUGCAUUAAAUAGGAACAUUUUUUGCAAAUAUUUGUGAAGAAAACAAAGCUGUAAGUAUCAUAGUAAAGGAUGGCAGAUCCUAUCAUAUUGAAAAUUUUUAAAAAUUAGAGAAAAUAUUUCGAGAUAAUAUUUCUGGGUAACAAGAUAAGGUUGAAAAAUUAAGUAGAUUUAUAAAGAAUUUGUAGAGAAAAUCUGAAAAAAAAAGAUUUUUAGAAUCAAUUUUAGAGUAAACUCAGAUUCCAGAUAAAUAUUAAGAUCCUAUAUAUGGAGAAGUAUAAAAAAUAACUAAAUUAGUUAAUAAAAGAUCCAGUUAUGUUACCAUAAUCUAAAACAAUAAUGGAUAGGAAAGUGAUAAUAACAGCUUUAUUAGAAAAAAAGUUAGAUCCAUUUACAUUAACUCCUUUAGAUGAAAAAGAUUUAAUACCUCUACCAGAACUAAAAUAAGAAAUUGAUGUAUGGUUGAAUUAGAUUAAAAAAUAAAGAGAUCUUAAGGUACAAGAAGCUGAAUAGAAUAGAAUGCAAACAGAGAUUCAAUUUUAAUAGUCUUAAAUUUUUAAGUUUUAGGAUGAAGAAGAUGAUUAAAAUGUAUUUAAGGGUAAUAGAUAUGAGGAUGAUUGAAUUGAAAUAAUAAUAAAUGGU
Molecule: messenger RNA, 3180 nt
Organism: Paramecium sonneborni
Lineage: Eukaryota; Ciliophora; Oligohymenophorea; Peniculida; Parameciidae
Source: the annotation of a GenBank genome assembly